AGUAAGCGGAUUGGAGUGCUGUUUCGUGCUGCCCUGUUUCGCAGGCCUCUCCUUCGUGCUGGCUCAGUGUAGCGCCCCCUGGCGGUGAUCUCUAUCAUCCAUAGUCUCCGUGUCCGCGCUGUGGUCAAACCGUCUGCGGUGCACAGCUAUGGAUGUGAUCUAGCUAGUGACAAAGAUGCUGCAGAGUUUCUCCUGUCCGUCCUGCCUGAUCCACUGAACAGACACGAGUGCUUGCUAUGACCUCGGAAGCAGAGCUCAGCUAGAUGCAGUAGAAGUCUACAGCCAUGUACUCGGAAUGGAGGUCUUUGCACCUGGUGGUGCAGAGCGAUCAGGGUCACGUCAGCGUCCUGCACUCGUACCCUGCCAGUGUGGGCCGUGACGUUGCCAACGCGGUGGUUCGGCCUCUGGGUUCCACCCUGGGAGCUCCCACCUCCGAGUGCCUCCUCAAGACUGAUAAAGAGGUGAAAUGGACUAUGGAAGUAAUAUGUUACGGUCUGACUCUUCCGUCGGAUGGAGAUACAGUCAAGCUGUGUGUGGAUGUCUACACGGACUGGAUCAUGGCCCUGGUGUCACCACGAGACUCCAUACCCCAACCUAUCAUUAAAGAACCCAACCUUUAUGUUCAAACGAUCCUCAAACAUCUUUACAACCUCUUCCUGCCGAGGCCUGAGAACUUCAGCCCUAUGCACUUCAAGCUGUGUCAGCAGGUGCUGUCUGCAGUACAGAAACUCGCUCGUGACUCCUCCUGUAUGGCCAGAGAGACAUGGGAGGUGCUGCUUCUCUUCCUGCUUCGUAUCAAUGAUACGCUGCUCGCCCCACCCACUGUUGGAGGUGGCAUAGCUGAGAAACUGGCUGAGAAAUUGAUCAGUGUACUGUUUGAAGUUUGGUUCCUGGCCUGUACACGCUGCUUCCCAACGCCACCAUACUGGAAGACAGCCAGAGAGAUGUUAGCAAAUUGGAGACACCAUCCGCCUGUGGUGGAGCAGUGGAGCAAAGUCAUCGCUGCCCUCACCUCCAGACUGCUGAGGUUCACAUAUGGACCAUCCUUUCCUCCUUUUAAAGUGCCAGAGGAAGACGCCAGUCUUAUACCUACAGAAAUGGAUAACGACUGUGUAGCACAGACUUGGUAUCGCUUCCUACACAUGCUUAGUAAUCCAGUGGAUCUUAGUAACCCUGUGAUUGUGAGCUCCACUCCCAAGUUCCAGGAGCAGCUGCUUGGUGUGAACAGUGUGCCCCCGGAGGUGGUCCAGCACCCCUGUCUCAAACAGCUGCCUCAGAUCUUCUUUCGAGCCAUGAGGGGCAUCAGCUGCUUGGUGGAUGCUUUCUUAGGUGUGGCAGUUUUUAAGAAAAACAAGAGUCAUGAAACUCUGCCCUCUUAUGGAACAACACUUUCUAGAAGAUAUAUUCGAGACAGACUUCCCUCUCUAGGUGUUGCUGUGUUUCGAGACAGGCUACCAUCUUAUGGUAUAUCCAGACCUCGUUCAGACAGCGCCCCACCCACCCCAGUUAAUCGGCUAAGCAUGCCGCCACCCCCAACCACCACCAACACCACACCCCCUCACAGCCGAAGACACAGACCCACUGCAGUUAAUAAGACCACCAGCAAAACCUCUACGACUGGCCAGUCCAAAGUGUUGCACCAGCCGUCCUCCACCUCUCCUCUGUCCAGCCCCAAUCAGACGAGCUCCGAGCCACGACCGCUGCCCGCUCCAACCAGACCAAAGGUCAACAGCGUGCUGAACCUUUUCGGCCAGUGGUUGUUUGACGCCGCUCUCGUUCACUGUAAACUUCACUCGGGCCUCAGCAGAGAAAGCAGCGUGACUGCUCUUGCUACUCAGGCUGGAGUUGAAUUGAGGAGAAAAGGGUCUCAGAUGUCCACCGACACAAUGGUGUCAAACCCUAUGUUUGACGCCAACGAGUUCCCGGACAAUUACGAGUCCGGCCGAGCGGAGGCCUGCGGAACACUGUGCAGAAUCUUCUGCAGCAAAAAAACUGGCGAGGAAAUUCUACCCGUUUAUCUGUCUAGGUUCUACAUGGUCCUCAUCCAAGGCCUUCAAAUCUCUGACUUCAUCUGUAGGCCCGUUCUGGCCAGCAUUAUCUUGAACUCCUCAGCUCUGUUCUGCUCUGAUCUGAAAGGGAUCAACGUUGUGGUUCCGUACUUUAUUUCUGCACUGGAAAUUAUUUUACCUGACCGGGAAUUGGUCAAGUUUAAAUCAUAUGUAAACCCCACUGAAUUGAGAAGAGCUUCCAUUAACAUACUGCUCUCCAUGCUGCCUCUUCCUCACCAUUUUGGCAACGUUAAAUCUGAGGUUCUUUUGGAAGGGAAAUUCAGCAAUGACGAGGCUUCGCCACACGACAAGCCCGUGUCCUUCCUUUCGCUCAAGCUGCGAUUGGUCAAUAUCUUGAUUGGUGCUCUGCAAACCGAGACGGAUCCACUCAAUACGCAGAUGAUACUAGCUGCAAUGCUGAAUAUUGUUCAGGACUCAGCACUUUUGGAAUCUAUAGGAGCCCAAACUGAAGUGGGAAGUGUGGACAGCGGUAAUUCUUUGGCUAAGAGUCACAGUCGCAAUAACAGUGGCAUCAGUAAUUCUAGUGCUGGCAGCUCGGAGGCCACCACUCCAGACAGUGAGAGACCUGCCCAGGCCCUUCUGCGAGAUUAUGCUCUCCACACAGACACGGCAGCUGGCCUGCUGAUCCGCAGCAUCCACCUGGUCACCCAGAGACUCAACUCGCAGUGGAGGCCUGAUAUGAGCAUCUCACUCGCUGCCCUGGAGCUGCUUGCUGGCCUCGCGAAGGUAAAGGCAUGUGUGGAGUCUUCAGACCGGAAACGAGCUGUUAGUUCAAUUUGUAGUUACAUUGUGUAUCAGUGCAGUCGGCCUGCCCCACAUCACUCCAGAGACCUGCACUCCAUGAUCGUCGCUGCCUUCCAGUGCCUCUGUGUGUGGCUCACAGAGCAUCCUGACAUGCUCAAUGAAAAGGACUGCUUAAUAGAAGUGCUGGAGAUUGUUGAACUGGGCAUCUCAGGUAGCAAGUCUAAGACGGGAGAGCAGGAAGUGAGGUACAAGGGUGACAAAGAACACAAUCCUGCCUCCAUGAGGGUAAAGGAUGCAGCGGAAGCUACAUUGUCGUGUAUAAUGCAGGUGUUGGGGGCAUUCCCAUCUCCCAGUGGCCCUGCCUCCACCUGCAGUCUGCUGAAUGAAGAGACUCUGAUUAAAUACUCCAGGUUGACCUCCACAUCUCACAGUAACUUCAGAUACUUUGUCCUUGAUAAUUCGGUCAUCCUGGCCAUGUUGGAGCAGUCCCUCGGCAAUGAACAGAACCCCUGUCCAUCCGUCACAAUGCUGGUUCGAGGCAUGUGCGGUCGCCAUGCCUGGACAAUGCAACUGUUCCACCAGCCUCGAGGAGCCAGAGCCAAUCAAAAGCAGGUGUUUGUUCCAGAGGUUCGUCCAACCCCCAAAAAUGACGUCGGGAUUCGAUUUAACGUCAAACACAGGCCGUUCCCAGAAGAGGUGGACAAGAUUCCGUUCGUCAAAGCUGAUCUGAGCAUUCCAGACCUACAUGAUAUAGUAGAUAAGGAGCUGGAACAACAGCACGAUAAGCUGCGUGGCGUGAUGGUAAAGCAGAUAGAUUAUGAAACCAACCUGGAGCACUACACCGAGGACUUGUGGAGGAAUAAACCUUUCCCCGACCCGCUUACUGACUGCAAACCUCCCCCGCCCGCGCAGGAGUUCCAAACCGCUCGCCUCUUUCUCUCACAUUUCGGCUUCCUAUCACUAGAGGCGCUCAAGGAGCCGAGUAACAGUCGCUUGCCUCCUCACCUCAUCGCUUUGGACUCGGCCACAUCAGGCUUCUUUGAUGACGUUGGCUAUCUGGACUUGUUGCCGUGCCGACCAUGCGACACAGUAUUCAUCUUUUACAUGAGAGCAGGCCAGAAGUGCAGCCAAGAGAUCUUGAGGAAUGUGGAGUCUUCGGCAAGUGUGCAGCCACAUUUUCUGGAGCUGCUGUUGUCUCUUGGCUGGCCGGUUGAAGUAGGGCAACACCCAGGCUGGACCGGGAGUGUGUAUACCAGCUGGACUAUCAACACAUCCAAUGGCACAGAUACACCAGAUGAGUUUGUAGCUGUCGGAGAGACGGGCGGAGGAAUUUUUAACGGAGAAAAGAGGGUGCUUUACUACGCUGAUGCUCUGACAGAAAUUGCCUUUGUGGUGCCCUCACUUAGUGACUCCUCAGCCGAGUCGUCUGAGAGCGGUUUUCCCACAGCGGACUCGGAUUCUCAGAUGGAGCUGAUGCCUAGCCUACUGAAACAACCCAACCUCACACUGGAGCUCUUUCCCAACCACUCUGACAACAUGAGACCUGCACAACGGUCUCCGACAGUGAAGAGUAAGAAGAUGCCAUCAGGAAGAAAUAUCCCACCUCUGGGUCCAGAGACGAAAGUACUGGUGGUCUGGGUGGAGCGCUAUGACGACAUUGAAAACUUUCCCGUGUCCGAAUUACUGUCCGAAACCAGCACAGGAGUGGAAAGUGCAGUCAACAGCAGUGCUUCCAGACCCAGCUCAUCGGAGAAAGAUGUGCCAGUCAUAUUUAUCCACCCGCUCAAGACCGGCCUCUUCCGCAUCAAGCUGCAUGGAGCCAUGGGAAAGUUCAGCAUGGUCAUUCCCCUCGUGGAUAACAUGGUGGUCAGCAGGAGAUCACUGGGUUUCCUAGUGAGGCAGACGGUAAUAAAUGCGUGUCGGAGGAAGAGACUCGACAGCGAUUCGUACAGCCCUCCGCAUGUGCGGCGAAAACAAAAAAUUGCUGAAAUCGUUAAUCGUUACCGGAACAAACAGCUGGAGCCAGAGUUCUACACGUCACUGUUUCAGGAGGUUGGAGAGACGAGCCUAAACCCCUAAACACACACGCAUACAUUGCAGCACUUUUUUCCAUGGUGGAGAGUUGCUGUGUUUUUUUUGUUUGUUUAUUUGUUUGUUUGUUUUUCUUUUGUUUGUUUUUAAUUGCCAAAUGGCUGUAGACUUUCAGCUGUCAAAAGCUGUAUAUUGUAUGUUUAUUGCCCAUGUGACAGCUCGCUAGCUGGUCCAAAUGCUGACGCUGGAAAGGAUGCUCUUCCAUUUUCUCAUUACUGUAUGAUACUGUAUGUUUUUAUUUUUUACAUCAUAAGAGACCGGAAAAGACAACGCAUAGGUGCAAAAACAUUUACUGCGAUCUAUUGUUCAUAAUAAACACUAAUGUGAGUGUCAACCAUGGAGUAUGAAGGGUGACCCUGGCUUUUCAUCUCCAGAUACAUUCUCUCUCUCUCUCACACACACACACACACACACACACACUAGUGCCAGUCUGUGUUGAUGCAUAACACUUGAUAUUGUUUCUUUUUAAACUCAGGUGGUUUUAUUUUUCAUAUGCAUUGACAUGGUCAUGGUCAUGCACUCCAACAAGCUGACCUCAGCUUCAUUCAUUCAUUCAUUCAUUCAUUCAUUCUCUCUCUCUCUCUCUCUCUCUCUCUCUCUCUCUCUCUCUCUCUCUCUAUUCUAUUCUAUUAUCCAUUAACUGACUUCACAGAAGUCCUUAUGCUGAUACUCCGUUCAAAGAAUGUUUGGCUCUUUCUAUUUUAUGUAUUUAUAUAAAACAGUUUAGGAAAAUGACUUUAACAUUCCCUUUUAUUAGUUGAAGUCAACAACAAACUACUGAACUCUCCAGUACACCAACAUCCCAGACAUUUGAUGCUUUCGAUUACCAUCUUACAGAAGUCCUGUCAUAUGCUUUGUGAGAAUUUUAUUUUUUCCUCCCCAGCGUAAUCCAGACAUCUUUUCAAUUGAAAUUCAUAAGGGCUAUCUUUGGUUUUGAUUCAAGUUAUCUGAUAAAUGUAGGUGCCAUGUUUUUUUUUCCCCUCUAAUUUCUGCUGGAUGUCAGAAACACUGGUCUUUUUUUUAAGAAGUAUUUCUGUGUUUUUUUUUUUUUUGUUGUUGUUGGUUUUUUUUUGGUUUUUCUAUUCCUCACUUUUGGAUUUAAAAAGAUUCUUUGACCCGAUCAUGUUUUGUCUCGUAUUCUCUGAGAAAUGCAUCGUCAUCUUUGCCUUCCUUGGUGUGUUUUGACUUGUAGCUUUCUUAAACACACAUCACUACAGAGAACUUGACUGAAAGGAACGACUGUUAAAAAACAAAUAUAAAUACGUUACUGUACUGGUCCGUGAUGCUCAUUCAGGUUAAACUGCUUGUUUUAUUUCACUCCAUUAAAAAUACAACAAACAAAAAAAACUAAGAAAGAAAGCAUCUAAUUAAAAAGAGGACAAGUCUUGUGCUAUACAAAACUAAAAUCCCUUUCUUUAAAAUGAAAACAUUUGACACUGAAAACACAAAAGAAAUAUGAUUCACCAUAUCAAUUUUUUUAUAUCAAUAAAAAAAACCUUCAAAUUUCAGCUGAAGUUGAAUUGAUACCUUUGUCCCAUUUUCCUAUUGACACCACCGACUUCAUCGAUCUAUGUUUCCCCACACACAGGACUUGGGCCUUUACUGGGCUGGUUUGAGACGUCCAUCUUCUCAUUUCUGUAAAUAAUGAAGGCAUCGACUUUGUAUAAAGUUGGACUUUAAAUGUAAAUAUAAGGGUGUGAAGUUUUGCUCACUCAUCUUAUUCUAUUAGGAAAGGCACAAAAAAAAAGUGAACGCUUGUUUGUAUUUAUGCCUAUCAUAUAUGUGUCCUAAAGAAACACAUUGGGUAUUGAAUGUAACACAUAUAAUGAAAUAAAGAUUUUAAUUAACUUCUUAUCAUA
Silurus meridionalis is the source of this 6763-nucleotide messenger RNA. It is a transcript of the gene ralgapb, whose product is annotated as Ral GTPase activating protein non-catalytic subunit beta. Gene Ontology annotation, molecular function: GTPase activator activity. NCBI's taxonomy places the organism in Eukaryota, Metazoa, Chordata, Actinopteri, Siluriformes, Siluridae. The transcript has 33 exons. The record is from RefSeq and is a predicted model, not a curated record. Gene Ontology annotation, biological process: activation of GTPase activity; regulation of small GTPase mediated signal transduction. Bases 285 to 4892 code for a protein of 1535 amino acids.